GGCGAUGGUGGCUUUGGCGCUGGCUCUAUGCAAUGCGGACCGCGUGGUGAUGUCGAUGGCGAUCGUGCCGUUGUCUCUGAGCGCACGGGUGAGCAGGUCGUUCUCUGAGUAUUGUUCAGUCAUCAUUCCUUUGGGGAUACCUUGUCUCGCCGAUAGCUGGAGGAACUUUAGUGGACCAUUAUGGUGGUAAGAUAGUCAUGGCAUAUGGUGUGGCUUUAUGGUCACUAGCGACCUUUUUAACACCAUGGGCUGCUGAAACUUCCAUAUGGGCGCUACUUGUUGCGAGAGCCAUGCUUGGAAUUGCUGAAGGCGUGGCUCUUCCUUGCAUGAACAACAUGGUAGCAAGAUGGUUUCCUCAGACAGAACGUGCAAGAGCUGUUGGAAUUGCAAUGGCUGGAUUUCAGCUUGGAAAUGCAGUAGGAUUGAUGCUGUCUCCUAUUCUCAUGUCUCAUGGUGGUAUAUUCGGACCAUUUGUCAUCUUUGGAUUAUCUGGAUUUCUUUGGUUUGUUGUAUGGUUAUCAGCAAUAUCAAGCAGUCCCGAUAGGCAUUCCCAGAUCUCAAAAUUUGAAUUAGAAUACAUAACCAACAAGCACCAGAAAUACUUUGCAGUGGGGAAUAAUAACCAAAAGAGAACCAAAAUGAUCCCACCCUUCAGGUGCUUGCUCUCUAGAAUGCCAACAUGGUCCCUAAUUGUUGCAAAUGCAAUGCACAGCUGGGGCUUUUUUGUUAUUCUUUCAUGGAUGCCUAUUUACUUCAACUCGAUCUAUCAUGUGGACCUAAGAAAAGCAGCAUGGUUUAGUGCUGUUCCAUGGAGUGUGAUGGCAUUUGCUGGAUAUUUUGCUGGUUUGUGGUCAGACAUGCUGAUACGGGGUGGCAUGAGUGUCACUUUGACUCGCAGAUCAUGCAGGUGUUAUAUUGCUCUAUUUGGAGAUCCUCUAAUUUGCCAUGGUAUGAUAGUGUGUUCCCCUUUUGUUUUAGGGAUAUCAAAUACUGCUGGAACACUGGCUGCUAUAGUGGGAACAGUUGGAGCAGGUUUCUUCGUGGAAAUGGUGGGAUCCUUCCAAGGAUUUCUGUUGCUGACAUCUCUCCUUUAUUUCCUUUCUGCUCUAUUCUACAUCAUCUUUUCAACUGGAGAGAGGGUGAAUUUCGAUGAAACUGCAGUUUCAUGAGUUUCAAUUGUUCUUGCGCCUGCUAUUUCGACCGCCUCACAGAAAUAUGCUAGUGAUGUGAGUAAAGCUAAAGCAACAAUAAUAUUUAUAUCAUUUGUGAUUGGGAGUUAACUUCCCAUGAGGUAUUGUACAGAGUCCAAGAAAUUGGAGGAGGCAUAGUGUGGCUGAGAACAUCUUAGUAUAGGGCACUGAAAUAUUGUAUAAAAGGGCAUUUUUGCCUUCCCUGGAUUGUAUAUAUUGCAACUGGAACCUGGAGAAGAAGCAGAUUGGUCCAGAAUUACCCAGAA
Carica papaya (papaya) is the source of this 1456-nucleotide messenger RNA. Lineage: Eukaryota; Viridiplantae; Streptophyta; Magnoliopsida; Brassicales; Caricaceae. The record is from RefSeq and is a predicted model, not a curated record.